Molecule: messenger RNA, 3019 nt
Organism: Bemisia tabaci
Lineage: Eukaryota; Metazoa; Arthropoda; Insecta; Hemiptera; Aleyrodidae
Product: G patch domain-containing protein 1
Biological process (GO): mRNA processing
Cellular component (GO): nucleus
Molecular function (GO): RNA binding
Source: RefSeq, a predicted model, not a curated record
UGAUCAGAUGAUCAGAAUAAUCAGGAUCAGGUUCGUUGCCUGUUGCUGUUGUCUUGGAAGUCUUAGAUUUGCAAUUUGACAUUUGAUUUGAUUUGAUAAGUUUGAUAGUUGUCAAGUUGUAUGAAGCUGUUUCUAUCACACCCUGCUACCCAGAUAAGUUGUAUAGUUAGUUUCUUAAGCAGGAUAAUCUUUUCCAAAUUCUCACCGUAAGUGUUUCUCCCUAUCAGUAAUAAUGUCGCAGUGCUAAAAUGAAGAAUAAUCUGAAUUUGUUUUCUCGCGCAAGACUUGAAGAAUUAUUUUCAAUCGACCCUGAGAAUCUUCUGUCGCAGCAUGGCCCGUCUUGGCCAUCAUUAAAAUUAAACAAGGACUAAUCACAAUUUUGACACCCUCCGCAUCAUUACUACACGCUGUAAAUCACUCUUGUUUCCAGCCAUAGCGUCAAUAUGUCUUCUGACAGUGAAGAUGAGGAUUUUGUGCAGUUUGGCACUCCGUUAGAGCCAAUGGAAGAAGAUUCAAUCAAAUCAAAAAAAUUUCAGAAGGUUGAGGAUCAGAUAGCAACAGAUCAAUAUGGAAGACGUCGAUUCCAUGGUGCUUUCACAGGUGGUUAUUCCGCUGGAUUCUUCAACACUGUUGGUUCCCUUGAAGGCUGGAAACCAGCCAGCUUUAAAUCUUCAAAAAGUAGCAAAGCCGAAGUCAGAUCGCAACGUGCUGAGGAUUUUAUGGAUGAAGAGGAUACCAGUGAAUUUGGAAUUGCACCAAAGGCUAUAAGAGUCAAAAACACCUUCAGUGAUUCAAGUGGUGCCAAAAGGAAGUUACCGCAGUAUCAUUCUGGACCUAUUCCAGGUGUACCCGUUUUAUCAGAAAUCUUAAAACCUGUUAGUGAAACUAUUGGUGUAAAGCUAUUGAAAAGCAUGGGGUGGAAACCUGGUCAAGGCAUUGGACCUCGAAUUACGAAAUCUGAAAAAUCUAAAAUGAAAGAGCGUCUAAAAAAAUCAGCAAUGGGAAAAAAAGUAUACGGUUGUGCUACAUUUCCACCAUCUGAAAAACAGAAGAGCUCUAGUGAAUCAGACGAUAGUGGAAAUGAUGACCGUGAAGAAAUACUGUUAGCACCUUUGGAAUUUGAGCAAUAUGUUGUACAGCCAAAAAACAAUUCAUUUGGAAUUGGCUAUUCUGGUCUAGACAGACACUCAGUCUUAUCAUCUAGGCAUUACAGUCUCUUUGAUCAACCGUCUGGUGUGACUUUAACUGAAAAGCAGAAGAAAGUCUCCAUUCGUGGGCACGCAUUUGGGGUUGGAGCUUUUGAAACAGAAGAUACAGAUAUCUAUGCACAGGAAGAUAUGUCCCAGUAUGAUUUCAGUCUACCAUGUCCUACAGCUUCAAAAGGGGUGAAGUCUAGUUCAAAAUUAGCGUUACAGUAUGAAAGUGAAGUGAUUGAUGGCUUCGUCGUUGCUGAGAAGUUUAUUCUGAAGAAAAAGUUCUUUCCACCACCACAACUACCACCCGGUUUUCAUCCGACCAGUUUAAAAUCUCUGAAUACUUCUUCAAGAGUUAGUGAUAUACCCAUCUCAUCUAGUAAUGAUCGUGCCACGAUUUUGGGUGAAGUGAGCAGGUGGAGUUCAGUGGAGAAAAUAGGAGAAACUUCAGAGCAGAAGAAAAACAUCACAAUCUCCAACUCAAAUCUACAAGGAGAUGUUGAAACUUCUGAGACAAAGCCUAGCUCAUCAGGAGAAGAUCUCAAUUCUUUCAAACCGUUCGCAAGCGACCCUAGCAAGCAAAAACGUUAUGAGCAAUACUUGUUGUUUGUAAGAUUAGGAGUUAAAGACAAAUUAGCCUCAAUUCAACCAUCAUCCAUGACAGAAUGGGAAAAAGAACAUGAGCGGAUUGAGUUUGAAGGCGCUUUCCGACUGUACAAACCCAUGUCCGGAGACAUUGCUGAGCGAUUUACACGUGCUCAGGGAGAAGACUCUCUCGAUCCUCUUGCUCAGGUGGAGAAAACUGUUGAUCCUGUUUUAAAGCAAAUGCAAGAUGCAGCCAAGAUGAAAAUGUUUGGCACCUUAACACGCCAGGUGUUCUCAUGGCAACCUGACUCUUUAGUAUUCAAACGUUUCAACAUUGCUGAAACAAGUUGUGAGAGAGGUAGCUUAGAAGCAGCCCUAGAAAGAAGGAAAAACAAGCCAAAAUUUUCACUCUUCAACUUUACUGAUGCUCCAAUCCUCAAGUCUAGUCACUCACCAAUUCCAACCUCAGAGGAAAAAGGCAACCCUUCAAAUUCCACAGAAGCGGUAAAAGUAACAACGAGAGAAGCCAGUUCAACGCUUUUGGAAGGACUACCAUCUACAUCUCAUUUGGAUCAAGAUGUACUUAAACUUACUAUUGAAGAAAGACUGAAAAUGUUCCGAGACAUAUUUCUUGAUUCAAGUGAUGAUGAAGACGUUCAAAAAUCCCCUGGAGUCAGAGACAAAAUUGAUGAAAAUGCCUCUGUCGGUCAAGAUUGUCAAACUCGGAGCAUUAGUAAAGAGCCAGUCAAUAUCAUCCGCAACACUGCUCCUGCAAAGGGUAUUUUUGCUAAUUUAGACUUAGAUAAGUUAGCGAUGCUCCCUCAAAGUAAUUCUGCAGAUGACAGCUCUGAUUCAAGCAAAUCCUCUGAUAGUGAAGAGGAUGCUGCGUCAGUUUUUGGCCCUCAGCUUCCCUCCAAAUGCACUUCCAGUAAUACUAGUUCAUCUGCAAAAAUUAGUGUUAAGUCAUUAAUAGAAAAGUCAACAUCAAAAACUAAAAAACACGAGUGGAUUGAAGAAAAACCAAAGGAGAGGAAGCACAAAAAACACAGAAAGGAUCAUAAAAAACAUAAAUCUAAGAGUAAAAAGAAAAAACGCAAGAAAUCAAAAUAAGGCAUGUAUCCAAAAAUGUCUUAAUGAAGUUGAUUUUACGAUUUUUAAUUCUACAAUGAAGCAGUUCAUGCUUGUUACACCUAAGUGCAUUCUUGUGAUCAAUGAAAUAAAUUUUUUUUAUUUACUUAUGA